AUGAGGUCUCCCGCGGCGUCUCCUGCGUCGCCAACAGCCGCCGCCACCGCCGCCGCCGCCGCUGCGCUGCGCCAGAUCCCCGUCGUAUGUCCAGGCCACUCGCGGCCUCUGACGGAGCUGCACUACAGCCGCAGCGCGUCGACGCUGCUGCUCUCGGCAUGCCACGACAAGCUGCCGAUGCUGCGCCACGGCGAGUCCGGCGACUGGAUCGGCACGUUCGAAGGCCACAAAGGCGCCGUGUGGAGCGCGAAAUUGGACCACGAGGCGGCGUUUGCUGCGACGGGCAGCGCGGACUUUUCCGUCAAGAUCUGGGACGCGCGCACCGGGGACGUCGUCACGACCCUCGAGCACAAGCACGUGGUCAAGAGCGUGGCGUUCACGCGCGACGAUCGGCGGCUCGUGACUGCAGGCCACGAGAAGCUCGUGCGUGUGUUUGACGUCACGCAAGUCAAGGAGCAGCACAAGCAGUACAAGGCCGAGGGGGGCGUCGUCAUUUUGCCGCCACCACUGCCGGUGGGGGAGAUGCACACGAGGGAGCAGAUUCGAAAAGUAGUGGUCUUGGGCAACGAGGUGGCGGUCACGGGGGAAGUCGACGGCACGGUGACUGUCUGGGACUUGGAGACGUUUACACCUAGACGACAGUUUACUGUCGACACAGGCGUGAUGGAUAUGGAGGGUUCACGGGACGGCAAGGUGCUGACGGUGGCAGCUGGUAAACAGGUCUAUUUCUACAACGUCGACGAUGACUUUGCACUUUUGCGAUCGUUCGCCAUGCCCAUUUCGUUUGCAGAAGAAGGAGGGGCAUCAUUGCAUCCAACCGAGAAUAAGUUUGUUGCUGGUGGGUCCGACACGUGGGUGCGCGUGUUUGACUUUGAGUCGGGAGAACUGCUCGAGACGCUCAAGGGACAUCAUGGACCGGUAAGAUGUUUGCGAUACUCGCCAUCGGGCGACUCGUUCGCGACGGGCUCGGAAGAUGGUACAAUUCGCAUCUGGCAAAACGACUUUACGCUUGCGGCUUUGACGUCCAUCGCGGACACGGCCGGUAGUCUGAGCUAA
Molecule: messenger RNA, 1056 nt
Organism: Hyaloperonospora brassicae
Lineage: Eukaryota; Oomycota; Peronosporomycetes; Peronosporales; Peronosporaceae
Source: the annotation of a GenBank genome assembly